Rotaria sp. Silwood1 is the source of this 11601-nucleotide messenger RNA. The record is from the annotation of a GenBank genome assembly. NCBI's taxonomy places the organism in Eukaryota, Metazoa, Rotifera, Eurotatoria, Philodinida, Philodinidae.
AUGGAGAUGAAUGUCGAUGAUGAAGAUAAUGUUAAUAAUAAUAAUAAUAUAUUUAAUGAAAUUGAUGAUGAAGAUUGGAUAUUAGAAAAACCGAUAUCUGUUUUUGCUUUGGAUCCAGCUGAUCGACGUGUUUUAAAAGUAGCUGAUCAACGUGAUGCAGUACAAAAGAAAACAUUUACGAAAUGGAUUAAUUUUCAUUUAUCAAAACGUGAAGGAUUACAUGUUGAUGAUUUAUUUCUUGAUUUAAGAGAUGGACAUAUACUUAUAUCUUUAUUAGAAAUAUUUACAAAUCAAACAAUUCCACGUGAACGAGGUACAUCGAAAUUUCAUGCUUUACAAAAUAUUGAACAGUGUCUUAAAUGUCUUGAACAACAUCAUAAUAUCCGUUUGGUUAAUAUUCGCCCGGAAGAAUUAGUUAAUGGAAAUCCUAAAUUAACAUUAGGUCUUAUUUGGCGUAUUAUUCUUCAUUUUCAAUUUUCUGAUAUAACAAUACCAUCAUCUGAAGAAAACAUUCCAAUAAAUGUUAAACAAACAGUACCCCCUAUUCCAACAACUGAAUCAUCAUCAUUUACUGAAUCAAAACCCAUAAAAAUUUCUUCGACAUCUCAGACAACAGAACGAAAAUCAUCCAUUGAUCAAAUAUCAUCAAAUUAUCGUAAUAUGCUAUUAAUAUGGGCUCGUCAACAAUGUCAAGGUUAUCCAGGAAUUUAUAUUGAUGAUUUUACACGUUCUUGGCGUAAUGGACGAGCAUUUCUUGCCAUACUUCAUCGACAUAAUCCACAAUUAAUUAAUAUAAAAGAAGUCUAUCGUAAUUCCAAUCGAGAAAAUUUAGUAAAAGCUUUUGACUUUGCACAAAAACAUUAUGGUAUUAUGCAAUUAAUCGAUCCUGAAGAUGUUGAUACUGACGAACCUGAUGAAAAAAGUAUUUUAUUAUAUAUCGCACAUUUAUAUAAAGUUUGUUCAACUCUACCUACUCAUCCAUUUCAACAAGAACAUGAUCGAAUUCAUCUUGAAAGUGAAUUAUCAUAUGAAUAUACAAAUUUAGCUACAGAUCUUCUUAAAUGGAUAAAAACAAAAUUAGAUUUUUUAAAUCGUGAAAUUAAAUUUAAAACUAUAGAUGAAAUUGAAACAUAUCGAAGUGUUUUACAAAGUAUAAGACAAAAUGAAAUGACUCAAUAUAAUAAAAUAUUACAUCGUAUGAGAUCAAUUGAUGCUGAAUUUGAAACUCUACAAUUAUCUGAAACAUUAGAACCAGAUAUACAUUCAAUAAAUUUAGCUUGGAACAAAUUAGAAAUGACAAUUGAUCGUGUUGAAUAUGAUCUAACACAAUUUAUACAACAAUAUGAAAAAUUAAAAGAUAAUUUUAAUAAUGAUUUAGAUUUAAUUGAACGUGAUAUAACAAAUAUUGAAAGAUUAAUUCAAACAAAAUCUAAACAAUUAGAAAUUGUUGAUACAAUUAAUCAAUUAAAUCAAAUACAAAUUAAUUUAGAUACUAUAUUAAAUAAUUGUCGAACAUUAGCAUUACCUUAUGAACAAAUACAAACUGCUCUUGAAAGAACUGAUCAAUUAAAUUUACGUAUUGAUAAUCUUCAUGUACAAUUGAGUCCUCCACCACCAUCAUCAACAGUCAUGAAAAUUUCAUCACCAACAACUACACGAAUUCUCGAUCCAUCAUCAGUAAUGACAACCACCGGUCAUCAUCAUUCGUCAAAAAAACAGGGUCGUUCAAAUCAAUUAUCGAAUUUUUUUACAAAUUCACCGACUGGUAUUGAACAACUUGAUGUUAUUGUAACAGGUGAUUAUAGACGAAGUGGUGAUACUCAACAACAAACACGAUCAAAUAUUAUGGUUGUUGACUCAGGACAUUCAAACAACGAGACAAAACCAUUUGUUCUCGUUGAUGAACUUAAUUUAAUAAAUAAAAAUUUAAAUACACUUAGUCAAUUACUUCAACAACGUGUGACACGUUUAUCACAAACUGGUCUACCAACUUCACAUGAUGAUCUUCUUCUACUUUAUCAAGAACAUAAGUCAAUAAUGCGCCGAUCGUCUUCUACAACAUCUGCUGAUUAUCAACAUGACAGUAGAUCAUUAGGAACAAAAGAACGAUCUGUACCUAUUCAAUUUGUUUUUAAUAAAAAUAAAGAUUAUCAUUCAUCCGAUAUGGAUUCCCAUCGGCAAACAUAUUUACCACGAACAUCAUCGACUAGUAGUUUUUGUUCUACAAGUACUGCUAGUAGUGCUAAUUAUCGAAUAUUGCCAGUACGUUAUUCAUCUGUAGAUCGAAUCAUAAAUAAACCUGCAACAAUUACUGCUAAUAAACAUGGUAUUAAUGUACGUAUUCGUUUUAUAAAGCCACCUUCACAUUCACGUCAUCAUCAUCAUCAUCAUCAUUAUUAUGAUCGUCAUCAUGAUUACCAACACACAGAAGAACAUGAAUAUUAUUAUAAAAAAUAUUUGACAAAAGAACAUCAACAUUAUGGUUCAUGUCCAGUAUUGAAUAAUAAUUCUAAUAUUCAAGAUUCAUUUUCAAUAUUAAAUAACCAACGACGUCGAUCAAAUAUAAAAAAUGUUGAAACACGAUCAAUAGUUCGAAAUUAUUCAAGUGAACAAUUAAAUAAAUAUAAUCAUUCAAGUACAUUAAUUAUUCGUCAUCAAUCCCUUCCACCAUUAGCAGUAAAACGACCAGCACCACCACGAAUAAUUCAUACACAUAUAAAACAUAUUCCACUUGAUACAUAUUCAAAAUUUAAACCAAUUCUUACACGAGAUUUCGAAAAUGAUCUUCUUUCUCAAGCAAGUCGUAUUAAAGAUAUCCGUAAUGUUGUUCGACAAGAAUAUAACUCAUCGUCACAUCAAGAAUUACGUUCAUUAGUUAAUCAAACAUCUGAUCAUGCACAAGAUUUAUUUACAAUAUCAAAAGAUUAUUCUGAUAAAUUGGAUAUCGGUGAAACAACAUUAAAUCUCGUUACUGAUUUAACAUCACAUAUAAUUGAGCUUGAAACUCGUUUAGCUUCUCAUACACCUCUUAUUGACGAUGAACAAUAUAUUCAUCGUCAAUUAGAUGAUCUUAAUGAACUUGAUAAACAAUUACAAACUAUUGAGAAGUCUAUUAAAGAACUUCUCAUACAAAGUAAACAAUUGGGUAGUGAUAGAUUAAUUCGUAUAAGUGAACAAUUAACAUCAAGAUGGCAACAAAUCGAUUCUGAAAUAAAUCAACGAAAACGAUCGAUUGCACAAUGUUUAGAAACUCAUCGAUCGUUUGAAACAUUAUAUAUACAAGAAGGACAAAUACUUGAUAAUUUACAACAACGUAUUGAAACACUUGAACCAGUUCCAAAUGAUUCUAAUAAACUUCGACUAAUGGCAAAGACUGUUACAGAUCUCUUCAAUGAUAUUCUUUCCCGAGCACAAACAAUUGAACAUAUGAAUGAUGUUGCUGUGAAAUGUAUUGAAGAAACAAAGAUGCAUGACAAAAAUUUAAAGCGUUUUCGUGUAUCAUUACGCGAUAUACAUCCAAGUCUUGAUGCAUCGGUUUCUAUUACACGACGACAAUAUCCAACAAAUAUUCAACGUGCUACACGAGCUAUUUUACAUAAAAUUGAAGUAUUUGAUAGACGUUAUGCUGAUCUAUUAGCACAAGUGGAAGAAUAUGCACGAGCAUUUGUAAAGAAUUAUAGUACAACUGGACAUACCAUUAAUCUUCCAUUAGAUUCAGCAUCAACUAUUGUUCAUCUUUAUCGUAGUACAAUCGCAUCUCGAUAUAACAUCACACUACAAUUUCUUCUUUCAUCAGAUGAUGAUGAUGAUGAACAGUCACCUCAUUCAUCUUCAUCUGAAAAACGCAAUCAACAAAAUAAUACAACAGGUUUUAUUGACUUGACACGUGGAAAGGUCAGUACUGAUCGCCAUUCUUAUCCAUUAUCAUCAUCAUUAGACGGUUCAGUUUCAUUUGAAACAAACUAUUUAAUACCAUCAACACAAAAUGAUUUAUUAAAUAAUAAGAAAGUACGAUUUAUUAUUCAUAAACAACAACCAGAAAUAUCAACAACAGAUAAUAAUCUUAUAAUUACAAAUACAACAAUGAAUGAAAUGGCACAACAUAAAACUUUCUCGUUUGUUGAUGCGGUCAAUAGCAAACAUCUCGAUUUGUCAACGGGCCUUUUUUCUUCUUCUUUACCAUUCGUUCUUUCUUCGUCUCCUUUUUCUUCCUCUACAUUAUUAUCGCCCGACCAACAUCGCCAUACUUAUACUCAUUUCUCUUCUUCAUCAUCGCCGCCACAUACGACUAUUACUACAACCGACAACAAAAAUCUUGCUACAUCGUCGGUGUAUAAUCAUCCUUCUCCUUCUCACAUUGGUACAGACUCUAGCACAACUACUACACUUACAUUGAAAGAAGCUAUCGACACAAAUAUUCUAGACGCGCAUAGCGCCUACGUUGUCGAUACGCUUGAGCAACGUAAUUACGAUUUACGUGAAGCUUAUUCUCGCGGUUUAAUAAACUCAAACGAUCAUCAUAUUAUUGAUCGUGCUAAAAAUCAACGAUUAACAUUAGCUGAUGCACUUAAAAUGGGUAUACUUAAAUUAGGUGAUCCACAAUCUUAUAAUAUAAUAUCAAAAACUGAAUCACUUGUUAUAUCAAGUGUAUAUGAUCAACGUUUAAAUACAUUUAUUGAUCCAAAUACAGCAAUAAGAAAAAAAAUUCUUGAUCCAUAUCAUGGUUUAUAUAUAAAUAAUUUAACACAAGAAGCAAUAUCAAUUGAUGAUGCCAUGAAUAAAAAUUUAAUUAUUGUUGAACAACAAUUACCACAUUCAAAUAUAAAUCAACAUAAUGAUAAAUAUGUUAUAUCAACAUCAUUAAUACGUGAAACACGUUCAUAUCAUUUAUUAGGUGUUCGUGAUUAUAUUAAUAAUAAAGAAUUAUCUGUACAAGAAGCUAUACGUUUAGGUAUAUUAGAUAAACAAAAUGGACAAUAUAUUAAUAGAAAAACAAAUGAAAUAUUUUCAAUAUCAGAAGCUAUUGCACAAGGACAUAUACGUGCACAACCAUUACCAGUUGAAUCAUCAUCAACAACAACAUCAGCAACAACAACAAAUACACAAGAUGUAAUAGGAACAUCAAAUAUUAAACGUGGAACAGUUAAAGAAACAAAAACUUAUACACUUAAAAGUGCUAUACAUCCACGAACACGUAAAGUAAUACCAAUACGACAAGCUAUUGAUGAAGGAAUUAUUGAUCAUGCUAAAGGUUUUUAUGUGAAUAGUUUAACAGGUGAAAAUCUUCCAAUAAGUAUAGCAAUUGAAAAAGGUUUAAUAUUUACUGAAUUAAUUGAUCAACAUCCAAAACAUUAUGUUAAAUAUUUUAUUAUUGAACAAGUUAUUGAUCCAAUAACAAAUCGUCGUUUAGGUUUAACUGAAGGUAUACGAACAGGUUUACUUAAUACAAAUGUUACUAGUUAUAAUCAUCCAAUAAAACAACGACAAAUGACAAUUAUGGAAGCAUAUGAGCAAGGUUUAGUUAUAGGUAAAUUUAGUGAACAAAGACCAUCAUCAUUUAUUAGUGAUCAACGUCAACAAACAUCAUAUUUAAUAACUAAUAUAACUGAUGCUCGUACAGAUAAAGUUUAUAGCCUUCAAGAAGCUAUUGAACAAAGAUUAUUCGAUCGUAGAAGAGGUGUUUAUAUACAUCCAAUAACAAAUGAUGAACUACAAAUAGGUGAUGCUAUUAAACGUGGUCUUAUACAAGUUCAAUCUGUAACAACACAAAUAACUGAACAAUCAAGUAGUUCACGUUCAAAUUUAUCAAUACGUAUUGAAUCUCAACCACAAACAGUACGUCCAACAACAUCACAAGUUUUACAACGUGAAAAAGAUAUUAUUGAAAUUGAAUCUGUACAACGUGUACCACGACAUCGACGACAUCAUCAUACAACAACAGAAGAAAUUAUUGAACAACAAACAACAAAUGUUGUUGAUGAAGAAGUUCAAAUUAAUCGAUCACGUUCAAGAGAAAGACCAAAACAACGUUAUAUUCAAGAAGUUACUAUUGAUGAUGAUAGAAAUCGACAAGGAAUAGUUGAUAUAAAAGAAGAUACACAAUAUUUUCAUGAAGAAAUUGUUAUUGAAGGUGAACGACCUAAACCACAACCACCAAGAAGUCAAGUUAUUAUUGAUGAAAGAAUUCGUGAACAUGAGGUUCAUCAUGUCGUUCCACCACGUCCUCAACCUCCAGUUCCGCCUCGUCCAUUUCCAUCAACAACAACAACAACUAGAAAAGAAUAUAUUGAAACAGAAAUAGAUCGUAUUAGACCUACACGUACUGAAGAAUGGCAUGAAGAGCAACAACAAUCAUGGAGUGAAGAAGAAUGGGAACAAUGGCAUUGUACAAUGAUGAUGAAUGGUAAACCAUAUCGUGUUGUUUGGGUUAUGAAUACAGCAACAGGUGAUCGUUUACCAUUACAAAAUGCCUAUCAACGUGGUUUAGUUGAUACUAAACAACGUUUAUUUUUUGAUGAAAAAUUACGUCGUCAAUCAUAUUCAUUUGAAAAAGCUGUUGAAUUAGGUUAUAUGGGUAUUGAACCAGAUACAGCAUCAUUACCAAUACGUGUUGAUGGUAUUGAUUAUAUGAUACAUUGGGUAUUAGAUUCAUCAACAAAACGUCGUAUAUUUCCUCGACAAGCUAUAGCUAGAAAUAUAUUAGAUUCGAAAUAUGGUCGGUAUAUUAAUCCAUAUAAUAAUUCACAAGUAUCAUUACAUGAAGCUAUACAUUUAAAAUUUGUUGGUGCAACUGAAUAUGGUCCAUCAAGUGAUUCAAUAACAGUAACAAUUAAUGGACAAACAUAUAAUAUUAAAUGGGUUUAUGAUACAGUACAUAUGAAAAAAAUAUUACCACGUGAUGCAUUACGUCAAGGUAUAUUAGAUAUACAAUUAAAUGAAUAUCGUAAACUUGAUACAAAUGAUGUCAUGACAAUAUAUGAUGCUAUACAAGCUGGUUAUAUACGUUGUACAGAUGAUGAAUCAUCAUCAGAUAAUAGUGUUAAACCUCCAUCAAUAAUAUCUGUUGAUGAAGAUGAAUUAACAAUAGCAACAAAAACAGCUACAUAUGUUAUUACAUCAGUUAUACAUCCAUUAACACAAAAAGAAAUUAAAGUAUCUGAAGCUAUUGAUUUGGGUAUACUUGAUAAAGAAACAGGCAGUUAUCGUGAUUUAGUUACAAAUGUUCAAUAUGAAUUAGCUGAAGCCAUUAAUGAAGGUUUAGUUUAUGCAACAAUCAUUGAAACAAAAGAAGAUACAGAAAUGAUGACAUCAUCAGUACAAGAAAUUGUUAAAAAAUUUAUUGUUAAAAGUGUUGCGAUUGAUAGUGAUUCACAAGAAAAAAUUGGUGGUUUAGAAGCACAAGCUGUUGGUAUACUUAAUUAUGCACAAGGUGUUUAUAAUGAUAGAAAAUAUGGUGUUAAAAUUCCACUUGAUAAAGCUAUUGAAAGAAAAUUACUUGAUGUUGAACUUGUUAGUCAAAAGAAAUUUGAAGAAUAUGAUUUAGAAUUAAUAACAGAUACAAUCACAGAAAAACGUAUAACAUUAUAUAAAAUUCAUGGUGUACAAAAUAAUGUCUUAGGUCGAAUGGAAUCAGGUGCUGUUGCUGUUAAAAAUCGUAUGAUUGAUACAGAAGCUAAAACUUAUACAGAUUUUUCAACUGGUGAAACAAUGUCUAUUCAAGAAGCUAUUAAUAGAAAUUUAAUACAAGCUGAAAUAAGUGAACAUGUUGAACGAAAACCAUUAGGUUUAUCAAUGCAAAAUGCUAUUCGACUUGGUUUUUAUGUACCUGAAACAGGUGCAUUCCGUGAUCCAGCUACAGAACAUUAUAUGACAUUAAUGGAAGCUAUUGAACGUGGUCAUAUACAUGUUAAUGGUGUUGCAUUUGCUGAUAGUGAACAAGGGCCAAUAACACUAUAUGAUGCAUUUUCAUUAGGUUUAAUUAAUCGUCGUGAUGGUGGUAAACUUAAUCCAGCUAAAAUGAGUUUAUAUCGUGCACGAUUAGUUGAAUCAAAAUUACAUCGUAUGAAUGUUGAAGAUGCUAUACGGUGUGGUUUACUUAAUCUUCGUACGGGUCUAUAUAAACAUCCACAUAGUGGUGAACAAUUAAAUUUAAAAGAAGCUAUACAACGUGGUUUAAUUGAUGGACAAAGUACUGUUAUUGAAAAUCCAUCAACAGGACGUUAUAUGACAUUAAAAGAUGCAUUAGAUGGUAUACGUAUUGAUAAUGAUGGACAAGUUAUUGAUUCAUAUUCAAAUAAAGUUAUAACAACAUUAGAAUUAGCAUAUAAUCAUAGAAAAUUAUUUUCACAAUUUGAUGUUAAUGCUGGUGAAAUAUUUCUUCCAUCACAAAAUGAAUCAAUUGGUUUUGAAAAAGCUGUACGAAAAAAUUUACUUGAUAAUAAUCGUAUUAAAUUAUUUGAUCCAAAAACUAGUCGUGAAUAUUCUAUACAAGAUGCUAUUGAACGUGGUUUAAUUGAUCAUGAAUCAGGUUUAAUAUAUGAUUCACGUUCACGUACAACAUAUUCAAUACGUGAAGCUAUACGUCAUGGUAUUAUAGCUAUUGUUGGUGCACCACUUGUACCAAUUAAAGCUGAUCAUGAAACAGUUGCAGCUAAAAUAACAUCAAGAAAUCAUCGACGACAUUCAUUAGCUAAAAGUUCAUUACAUUUUGAUUAUAAUAGUGCACCAGAGUCAGCUGAUGAAGAUUCACAUGGUAGUUCUGGUUGGCAUCGUAUAACAUCAAAAAAUCGACCUAUUAGUCCAUUAAGUGCCGAUGGUAAACGUAGUAUUCGUCGACGUACUGGUUCAAGUCCAUCAAGAAAUAAUACUAAUAAUCGUUUUAAAUGUCGUGAUGAUGAUUGGAUAACAGGAUGGAGAGGAGGUAAUAAUGAUGAUGAUGAUGAUACAUUUGGUGGUGGUUCAAAACGUAUUGGUGGUAAUACAUAUUAUACAAGUUCAACAACAACAACAACAAAUCGUAGACAAGAUAAUGAUAAAAAUCAUUCAUCGAAUCGAUCACAAGGUGGACGUACAUCAACUGGUUAUCAACAAAAACACCAAGACUUAUCAGUUAUAUCGACAGUAGAUACCAAGGAAUCAUCAUCAGCAUUAGAUAAUAAUGAUAAUAAAAAGUCGAAUGAACUUAUUACACGUAAAUCGGAAAAGUCAUAUUAUGUUCAACCAAAUACACAAGUUGCUGAUGAACCAUCAUCAUCAAAAGUUGGAAAUAUUAGUGAUCAUGACGAAGAUUUAUUAUAUUCGUCAAAUACCAAUGAAUCUAGUUUCGAUACUGUUGUAGAAAAAAUACCAGAAGAAAUAAAUGAUGAUUCAUUAAAAAUUGAAGAUAAUGCACAAUCAAUUCAGAAUGAUGAUAAUCGAAUUCUUGUUGAUAUGCAUGAUGUUGCUAAUCGUUUAACAUCAUUACAUGAUCAAUUAAAUCAAUAUGUUUAUUUAACUGAAAAUCUUAAUGAACUUCGAAAUAAUGUUGAACAAAUAAAAACAUUACAUUCUGGUGUUGAAAACGAAAAAACAACUAUUGAUAAUCUUGUUGAACGUGCUAAUCAUAUUAAUCCUCAACUUGCUACUUUAAGUCAAGAUCUUGAAGAAAAACGAGUUGAAAUUGCUGAUAUUAAUAGUGGUUUAAGUGAUAUAAUCGAACGAUUUAUAACUCAAGUUGAUCAAUUUAAUAAUGAACAUAAUCGUUUAACUGAAUGGCUUGAAAUAAAUGAUAAAGAAAUUCAAAAACCAUUAGAAUUAUCAACAUUAAAUAAUGAUAAUGAAAAAUUUCAAACCAUUUUAACAGCAACAAUUAAUUUACAAAAUGAUCUUAAAUCUCUUCAAGAAUAUUUACAAUUAAUUGGUAUAACUAUACAAGAUUUUAAACAAGCAACUGGAAAUACUGAUGGUGGAAAAUCAGCUAAAAUCUAUAAACAACUUCAACAACGUUUUGAUAUUUUAUCAACAAAUUAUACGGAUUUUCUUAAACGUUGUAAACAAAUAUCUGAUCAAUGUGAACGUUAUAUGUUAACAUAUAAUGAAGUUAAUGAUCUUAAUGAACAAAUUGUUAAAUCAAUAAAUGAAUUUGAUCAAAAUUUAGCUUCAAAUAAAAAUAAACAACAGGAUGAUAAUACAUUACAAGUUCUUUUACUUAAUGUUCAAAAACAAUUGGAUAAAUUAAGUAUGCUUGCAGCACAUGAACCUAGUUCACCAUCACCAAUCAUGUCAUCAAGUUAUCAUAUACAAAACCAAAUUAAAGAACAUCUUUGUACUUUACUUGAUUCACAUACACAACAUUAUCAUGAUGCUGAACAAGGUUUAAUGCAUAAUUUUGAAUUAUUAGAACAUGAUAAUCAUGAACCUCAAACAAUAAAAGAACGUAUAGAUGAAUUAAAAAAUUGGUUAUUAUCUUAUACUGAUAAAUCAAUAAAUUCAAAUGAUUUAUUUUCUAAACCAUUAUCAUUAAAACGUUCUAAAUUAGAUGAACAAAUAAUAAGUUUUCGUCAAUUUCAUGCUCAAUUAUUAACACGUCGUCAUUCAUUUGAAUCUGAUAUAAAUAUAAAACAAAAUCUUAAACAAUUAUUUGAUGAUGAUGAUGAUGAUAAAAAAAAUACUGAUUUAAUAAAUAAAUCAUUUCAAUUAUUAGAAGAACAAGCAAAUCAAUAUAAUGAACGUAUUAAUCGUUUAUCAACACGUUUAAAUGAAUUUCAUCUUGAACAUGGACAUUUAAUUGAUAAUUAUUCAAAACGUUUACGUCUAUAUAGUGAACAUAUUGAACAAAAUGAUGAUAUAAAUUUUUCAACAUUACAAUUAUUAUUAAAUAAUAAUAAUGAAUUAAUUAUUGAUCAUACAUUAUAUGAACAAUUAAAAAAAGAAUUAAUUGAAACAAAUAAUAUUGAAGAUCAAGAUGAAAUCUAUCAAUAUGAAAAACAAAUAAAUGAAUAUAAAAAACAAUAUGAAACAUUUGAAAAUAAUUUAAAAUUAAUUCUUCAUAAACGUGAACAAAUAUUAAAUCAAUAUGAAUCAAAUAAAAAUUUUCUACAAGAUUGGUUAUUAGUUACAGAACGUUUAUUAAAACAACAACCCAAUGAAUUAACUAUUUAUACAUGUCAACAAUUAUUAAAUGAACAUUCAAAUAUAUCUAUUGAACAAAUUAAAUUAUUAAGUCAACAAUUAAUUGAAUUUUAUUCAUCAAAAAAUCUUAAUCAAUUAUAUGAACAAUUAAAAUUAGAUCAACAUAAACAACAUAAUACAAAUAUAACGAAAAUAGUUCAACGACAAACAGAUGAAUUAAUUGAAAAUUAUUUAUUAAUAAAAGAAAAAAUUCUUCAACAUAUUAAUUUAUUAGAAAAAAUUCAACAACAAACAAAUCAAUAUCAAUUAGCUAAACAAAAAGCAGAAAAUUCUAUUGAAAAAGCUAAAGAAUUAGUGACAUUAGAAGAAAAUACAAUACUUCCAUUAGAUAAUCAACAAAUUGAAAUUAUGUUAAAAAAAUACAAAGUAAAAUUUCAUUUCUUUAAUUUAAAAAUCAAAUUUUCCAAAGUUAAUAAUAAAAAAUUUAAUUAA